UACUUUUUAUCAGAAAAAAACAACAGAGAGAACAAAACACACACAAAAAAAAACAGAGGACAUUUUAUGGCGAUGGCUGUCUCCGGAGCUGUGCUCAGUGGCCUUGGUCCUUCGUUCCUCUCCGGAAGCAAGAAGAGUGCCGCCGCAUUAGGAAGCGGCGUAGGCUCUACAGCAGCGAGAGUUGGCCGGAAAACUCUGAUUGUCGCCGCCGCCGCCGCUUCUCAGCCGAAGAAAUCGUGGAUCCCCGCCGUUAAAGGCGGCGGCAACUUCCUCGACCCUGAAUGGCUCGAUGGCUCGCUACCCGGAGAUUUCGGGUUCGACCCAUUGGGUCUCGGAAAAGACCCGGCUUUUCUGAAAUGGUACAGAGAAGCAGAGCUGAUCCACGGCCGGUGGGCGAUGGCGGCGGUUCUCGGGAUCUUCGUCGGGCAGGCAUGGAGCGGCGUGCCGUGGUUCGAAGCCGGGGCUGAUCCACGAGCCAUCGCGCCGUUCUCGUUCGGGUCCCUUCUCGGGACGCAGCUGCUUCUCAUGGGUUGGGUGGAGAGCAAAAGGUGGGUCGACUUCUUCAACCCGGAUUCUCAGUCAGUUGAGUGGGCCACGCCGUGGUCGAGAACCGCAGAGAAUUUCGCGAACUAUACCGGUGACCAAGGGUAUCCGGGUGGGAGAUUCUUUGAUCCGUUGGGUUUGGCUGGGAAGACACGUGGCGGUGUUUACGAGCCGGAUAGGGAGAAGCUGGAGAGGUUGAAAGUGGCGGAGAUUAAGCACUCUAGGUUGGCGAUGCUUGCUAUGUUGGUCUUUUACUUCGAGGCUGGUCAGGGGAAAACGCCUCUAGGUGCUCUUGGUUUGUGACUUGUAAGCAUGUAUGUUUGAGUCUGUAGUCAAACUUGAUUGUCACCAAGUCAUGAGUUUAGCUUGCGAGAGUCCAAAUCUUUUAUACA
This is a messenger RNA of Brassica rapa (field mustard), 935 nucleotides long. RefSeq names its product chlorophyll a-b binding protein CP24 10B, chloroplastic. Gene Ontology annotation, cellular component: membrane. Gene Ontology annotation, biological process: photosynthesis, light harvesting. NCBI's taxonomy places the organism in Eukaryota, Viridiplantae, Streptophyta, Magnoliopsida, Brassicales, Brassicaceae. The record is from RefSeq and is a predicted model, not a curated record.